Molecule: messenger RNA, 3070 nt
Organism: Haliotis rubra (blacklip abalone)
Lineage: Eukaryota; Metazoa; Mollusca; Gastropoda; Lepetellida; Haliotidae
Exons: 2
Coding region: 124-2175 (683 amino acids)
Source: RefSeq, a predicted model, not a curated record
GCGGGACCAGGCUGUCUACCGUGGGCUAGUUCACCUGUGUCGGCCCGCUUACUUGACUUGACGGUAGCAAUGAGGGCAGAGCAAGGGUUGUACUGGUGAAACACGGAUUAUACACACACACACAUGCCGGGAUAUACCAUGACCACGCCGUGGUGCCGCCUCGCCUGGGUGGGGAUACUAGCAACGAUUUCUCUUACAGCUGGAAGUCGAUACCAUGAACAGUUCGACAAGACUGUGGAAGCCUUCCUCCUCGACAACGGCUACACAGGGGGCGCUCUGGCCGCCAUGAAAGAUGGCCGAAUCAUAUAUGCUCAAGGGUAUGGCGUCACGAACGAAGGUCGCGAGGUCAAGGACACGACCCUCUUCCCAGUGUCAUCCAUAUCCCAGUCUUUGACAGCCGUUGCAAUUCUUCAGCUUGCAGAGAUCGGCGCCCUUGACCUUGAAGGAAAGGUUUUCGGCCACGGCGGAUACCUUCACAUGCUGAAAGCCCACCGACCUGAUUCAGUUGACCCAAGGCUCCACGACAUCACUGUCCGACAUCUCCUCCAUCACACUGGGGGAUGGGAUAUGAACAAAGCCCCACUCUUCGACGUCAUGCUGAAUCCCUACUAUCUGAUGAAGGGUUACAACGUCCCCAACAUCAGCCACAUCAUGAACUCGCCCCCGCCGCUGUCGCACUACGACACGAUCCGGUACAUGAUGUCUCAAAGACUGGACUUCACUCCCGGUACCAAGACUGUGUACUCCAAUCUUGGCUACAUCAUCCUCGGUCGAAUCAUCGAGGAGGUUGGUGACACAAGCUACGAAGACUUUAUUAAGCAGAAUGUGCUGAAACCUUGCGGUAUGUGGCACACGCGUCUCGGAAGCAAGGAAAAGAUCGACAAGAUCGACAACAGGUCGAACAGGAUGUCGAAGGACAGCAGCGACUGGCAAGAUCUAACUCUGUAUGACGUCCUCCAUCCUGCUGUCAUUGACUCCGCUCUCGGUUGGUACUCCAACGUGUUCGACAUGAUGCGCUUCCUCCGAUGUAUUGAGCAUCAUGACAGUUCGGGACUGAUUAAUAAGAAUUCGUGGGACACGCUGGCCCGCCGACCGGAAGCAGCGCCCGUGCAGCACAGCGCUAACUGGUACGGAACUGGCUUCAGAGCCAGCAUCCAAGGAAACAUAUGGCAGGACGGAUACAAGCAUGCCAAUGACGUUCUGCUCUUCCACAGCCACAAACACGAGCACGCCAUCCAUUUGCCUGAUGCUUGGGUCCUGCUCCUCGACGGCCAGAAACUGAGGCACCUGAAGCACAAGUCCCAUGAACUGAUGGAGUACCUCGGGGUGGGCUUCUCCCACGAUGAGAUCAUCCUCCGCGACCUCUCCGACGUCCAGGUGCCAGCCACAGUGGUCAAAUUCAGCGUUGACGAACACCACCUGCACGCGUACAUCAACGCUUUGAAACAAGAGAGUUAUGACGUGACGUGGAUCAGUGGCCACGAUGCUCAUCGUCACACCCGCUUCACGGUCAUAGCCGAGAAAACCGAACAACCACACGACUACCUCGUUGAGCACGGACUCACGGAAAAGAAACUGUUUUCCAGAAAACUUGCUCUCGAAGACGAAGGCUUCAACAUGACAUAUCUACAAAACUACAAAAGCGCAUCCCACGACGAAAGGCACGCCUUUUUAGCCGUAUUCCGAAAAUCAGCCUUUGACAAGCACACCCACAUGAAGUGGGGGAUCCACCACUACCCCCGCCCAUACGACAAACUCCUUGGUCUGUACAUAGAGAAGGGCUACUACCCGACAGUGCAGAGUUACAUCCACCACGAAGACGAGGCUCUCCUGUCUUUCAUCUUCCUGAAGCGGGACAACCAGCGCAAAGUGAACUUCAAGGAGUACCAUGGCCUCAGCAUCCCACAGCUCGAGAGGAUGGUUCGCUCCAACGCCAACCAGAACCGGAAGCUGACGUAUGUGGACGUGUGCAUGGUGUACCGGAAGCCACGGUUCUCCGCAGUGUUCACAAACCAAAACCCCAAACAGUGGAUAUUCGUACCCGAACUCGACCAAGACUCUGCAGAUAAGAUUAUCCGGGAAAAGUUCGCAGAGGGUUACGUUCCCAGGAAAAUAGUCGGUUAUGCGCGGACUGACAAGAGUGUUAAAUACGCCUUGUACGUGGAGAAAGAGUAGAAUAGUUUGGGUUACUAUCACUACUCGGGUGUACUUCAUACAUAAGUACCCGCUUACCGUCUCGACGGAGGACACAAAAUGUAAAAUACAGUUUUCGAUCUGUUCAAGAUUGGGUUAAUACGAUCAUUUGGCGUCUACCUCUGUUCAGAGAUGACAACUUUAGAAGAUUAAAGGAAAUAUAUAUAUAUUACUCAAAAACAGUUAAACAUAUGAUUAUUUUCAAAUGACUUUAGUUAAUCUCGCAUGUCCAUGACAGAUUAAUUUUCUAGUAUAUACGAAUUGAGUGUUUUAAACUUCUUUGGAGUUCUAUAUUAUAUUCUUUUAAUGAUAAGACGCAACGACUGUAUUUAACUACAGUUUAUUUUAAUUUAUUACCACUGAAUUUGUCAAAGGUCUUUUUACACGUCGUAUCGAGUUAACAAUUUCAUACAUGUUAUUUUAGCAGAGUGGAAAAUGAAUCUUAAGGAUUAAAAAAUAUUAAUCAGCAGUAACGUCAGUCGUAUGGAAAACAGCUGCUCAGAUGGAACUUUGGAUACAUUCCUUGACACUAACAACAGUACCACAUUGAGACAUAUACUAACUUCCAUGCAACUGCUUGUGUGUAAUGUUCGCUGCCUAAAAUCCUCUGGAUAGCAUUGCCAUGUUGUAUAGUUGUGACGAAUGUAUUAGCGUAUCUGGUAAAUUAUGUGGAAGGGCUACACCGCUCCUGUCUACAUUACUACAAGUGCUAUAUGGUUAAUUAUCGUAUGUAUUGUCUACAGAUAAAGGGUUAAGUGUUACAUCGAGGCUACCAGAAUGGCAUUUAUGGAGCUUGUACAUAUGUGUCGUAAUCUGUACAUAAUAUCAGUGUUGUGUAUGUCCAAGUAAAUGUGUGUAAUAAAACCAUUGUACAAAA